CAAAAUAUGCAGCAUCAGCUGGAGCAGCUGCGAGAGCUGCAACAACAGCAACAGCUACAGGAACAGCUACAGUUACAGGAACAACAUCCGCUGCUGUCAGCCAUUACGGAGAAUAAUUAUGCUCAAACGCAACGCGUGCAUUAUCCCAACCAUUACUAUCCGAACCAUUACCAUUACCAGCAACAGGGACGACCACUGCUGGCCGCCGGCAGCAGCCACAACGGUGCUUAUGCAGGCACUGCACCAUCCAGCGGACAUUCCGGCUAUGGCGGCAUCGAGCCAUCGGUGGAGUACGAAUUGCAGCAGACGCCACCCUCGGGCAGCUUCUCCUCGUACCAGGCCAGCGCUGGAAGUGCGCCCGCACAUCCGCCCGCUCAUAUGCCGCAUAUGCCCCAUAUGCCCCAUAUGCCUCAUAUGCCCCAUCCGCCUCAUCCGCCCCAUCCGCCAGCAUCGCAUCCAUAUUCGUAUCCAAAGCCGAAGCCACCACCGCAACCCACCAGGAGCUCCGGAAAGAAAUCGAAGAGAAACUCCGGUGCGGUGAUGUCCGCGCUGACGCUUCUCUCGUUCUUCUUCUUCCUGAACCUGCUGCAGAACUGCCUCAAGGAUCACAUGUCCGAUAUGAAUCCCACCGUUAUGGUGCUCACGGACACCGGCGGUCGCAAUCGCUUCAAUAAAUUAGCGGAGAUGAACUCACGCGAACAAACCUCAUCGACGACCCCAUCUUGGCAGCAGGCUGCCUUAGUACCCGUGCCGGACUAUGCACCCGGACCCCUGCCCAUCUCCAGUCCGUCGCCGCCCAUUAUUGUUAACCCCACGGUGGUGUUGCAGUCGCCAUAUAGCGGAGCUGCUGCUGCUGCCGCUGCCGUGGUGACUAAUAAGCCCCAGUACCAGCAGCACCAGCAGCAGCAGCAGCAGCCCCUGCCGCAUCCUCACCAACACCAACACGAACACCACCAUAAUCACAAUCCAGCAACGGACUCACAUCAUUAUCCAGCGCCAGCACCCCCCAGCGUUGAUAAUGAUGAGAAUGAUGAUGAUGUUUAUAAUUACGAACAUCGGAGACCACGACCACGACCAUCCCCACAAACCAGCGCCAGCGCCAGCGCCGCGGACUUCUAUCCUAAUCGCACAACACACAUUGAGCACUCGUCCCGUCCCGACUUUGACUCCGAUUCAGAUUCCGAUUACUAUCAGCACCACUACUACCCCGAACGGCACCGCUACUCGGACAACUCCCGCCACAGCAAUUCACGGCGUCCUUGGUCUCAUGGCGCCAGCAGCAGCAGCAGCAGGCAACGCUACUCAUCCGCACCAUGGUCUUCAGCUUCGUUGGGCGCUCAGUCGGGCGUGAGCUCUUACUUGGAUAAUGCCCAGCGCCGUCAAGGUGAUGAUGAUGAUGCUGCUGCUGCUGCUGCUGACCAUGACUAUGACGAUGACGACGAUGACGAUGGACGGCAUCGGCGUCGCGGUGAUGCUUUCUAUACACGCAUUAAUUGAAUGCAAGAAGACCACGGACCACGCCAC
Molecule: messenger RNA, 1524 nt
Organism: Drosophila obscura
Lineage: Eukaryota; Metazoa; Arthropoda; Insecta; Diptera; Drosophilidae
Product: alpha-protein kinase 1
Exons: 3
Coding region: 7-1497 (496 amino acids)
Source: RefSeq, a predicted model, not a curated record